This is a messenger RNA of Fulvia fulva, 210 nucleotides long. RefSeq lists its product as uncharacterized. NCBI's taxonomy places the organism in Eukaryota, Fungi, Ascomycota, Dothideomycetes, Mycosphaerellales, Mycosphaerellaceae. The coding region runs from base 1 to 210 and encodes 69 amino acids. The transcript has a single exon. The record is from RefSeq and is a predicted model, not a curated record.
AUGGCUAAUUUCUUCACGGGUGCGUUCAAGUGGGAGACUGCUGCGUCGAAUCCUAUUGUGCUAGCGCCGUUUUUGUUGAGUUUGGUCGUUAAUGGACGGGCGAGGCCGGGGUUUAUUGUGAGUGAUGUGAUCUCGAUCGAGGACGCGCCGGAUGCGUAUAGUAGGUUUGAGAGGCAUGAGCUUGUGAAGGCGGUCAUUGCGUUUGAUUAG